Molecule: messenger RNA, 654 nt
Organism: Enterobius vermicularis (human pinworm)
Lineage: Eukaryota; Metazoa; Nematoda; Chromadorea; Rhabditida; Oxyuridae
Source: the annotation of a GenBank genome assembly
AUGUUCAUCCAAGUGCAGGAAACUCCUAAUCCUUUGACACUAAAAUUUUUGCCUGGGCAACCAGUAAUGGGUGAAGGAAGAGGAACAGUAGAAUUCAAAUCUGUUUCAGAGGCUCGACAAAGUCCCUUAGCUCUGGAUCUUUUUCGCAUUAACGGUGUGAAAAGCGUGUUUUUUGGUAAAGAUUUUAUUACACUCACGAAAGCUGACGAAGAAUCUGACUGGUCGCUUCUUAAGCCUGAAAUUUUUGCUACGAUAAUGGAUUUUUUGCAAUCCGGCAGGGCGGUUUUAAGUAAAGAUAAUGUUCAAGAGGGUCCGGAGGACACCAGUGUGUUACCAGAAGAUGACGAUACUGUUGCAAUGAUAAAAGAGCUUAUUGAAUUUCGUAUCAAACCAAUGGUGCAGGAAGAUGGAGGGGACGUUCUUUACAAGGGUUUUCAUGACGGCAUUGUUUAUCUGAAACUACAGGGGUCUUGUACGGGUUGUCCUAGCUCUUCCGUGACGUUGCAUUCUGGAAUAAAAAAUAUGCUGCAGUUCUACAUUCCUGAAGUAAAAGAUGUAGUUGAGAAAAAGGAUGAGGAAGAUGAGUUCGCCGAUAGCGCAUUUGACGAAUUUGAAAAGACGAAGAGAGAGAAGGAGAAGAAGGAGACAACGUAA